Messenger RNA from Acytostelium subglobosum LB1, 561 nucleotides. RefSeq lists its product as hypothetical. The record is from RefSeq and is a predicted model, not a curated record. Bases 1 to 561 code for a protein of 186 amino acids. Lineage: Eukaryota; Evosea; Eumycetozoa; Acytosteliales; Acytosteliaceae. The transcript has 2 exons.
AUGGAUAUCACUAAAGACUCAAUCAAGUGUGUGGCCGUAGGGUGGUUAGCAGGCCCUCUGAAGAAGCUGGAGAAGGUAGAGGAGUGCAAGAUCCAGUUGACAGUGGACAACCUCCCAUGUACCAUCUCCUAUGUUGACGCCACUGUCAUCGAUGAAUACAACUACAAGCUCUGGGAGGAGGUCAUCUACCCAGGAACCGACAUCCACUUGGUCUGUUGCAAUCCUCACUACCUCAUUACUCUUACUCAAAUAUCAUCGAAUGUCCACCAUAUCGGUGAGCACGGUGGAUCCAAGUUGACACCAAGAUUGAUGGUUGGAUUGACUGAAGACAGCCGAGACUACCAGCAGUUUGCGAGAUCCCAUACUGGUUAUUUUAUCGAUAGGCGUCCAAUCGAUAAGGAUGCACAGGACCUCAUCAGCAAGGAGUUACAGCACAUCCAAGCCAUCAAGUAUCUCCAAGCAGCCAACCUCUCGAGCAAGGCGAUUGAGUCCGUCCUUGAAGAGGCAGUCCGUCAAGUGAGAAUUAACCGCACAAAGACUUCAACAUGCACACUGCUCUGA